UAAAUAAUAUAUUUAUUUUUAUGUUCAUUAUGAAUUAUUAAUAGUAUUAAUACCUUCCUGAAAGUUUCUUACCGAAAACCUUCAAUGUGUUAUUCUAGUUAUUCAAUAUUGAGUGUUCACUGUUCACUUGUUAUAACAAUAUCGAAAAUGCUGAAUUGAAUCAAACUUACUUUUUAAUAAUAUGAUAUAAAAGUAAUUUGUGAACUAUGUCUUACAGUAAAAGAUUCUCAAUCGACGAUGCAUUUGAAGAUGAACCAAUUGAUGAUAUAAAAGUAUAUGUGUCUAGUUUAGGAAAUUCACCUUUACAGUCGCCUGGACAAACCAAAUUAACUAAUUAUGGUGGUAUUGAAAAUGAAUCGAUUUCAAGAACAAAAAAAUUUGAAGAUACAUUAUCUCGAGACAGUGAUUCAUUGAUUUACAAUUCAACUGCAUAUUCUAAUCAAAAGAAUUGGUGUUGGCAUCAUCCUCAAGUACGAGAGAAUUGGCGUGUUGUAUUAGCUGCUCUCAUUUUACUCAUUAUUGGAACUGUAUUAUUAUCAGUAGCUAUAAUUGUACAGCUAACUCCAAACACAAAUUAUCAUCCAAUAGUGUUUUUCAUCGCUGGCUUCAUAUGUUUCAUACCUGGAGUAUACCAUGUUGUAUAUAUAUAUUUAGCUGCUAGAGGACAUCCUGGUUACAGUUUCUAUAAUUUAUCAUUAUUCAACUGAGUGCUGAAUAAUUUGGCAAAAACCAAGUAAAUGUGUAGUGAAUUAUAUGUAUUUAUUAUAGUUAAAUAUUGUAUAGACAAUGUUACAACAAGAAGCUUCAUCUAUUAUGCACAAAUUCAGAGUACUUUAAAUGUAUGCUGAAUUUUACGAAACAGGGAAAAUUUAUAUGAGCCCUUGAAUUUAAUCUGUUGAGGUGUGCAUUAGUUUUUCUACUGAUUUUAAUUUUUUUAGCUAUAGUAAGAAAGUAUACAUUUCUUGAUUUUCUGUUCCCACUUUGUAUACUAUUACUGUGGUUCUUAAUUUAUUUGUGUCAGCAACAUAUUUUUCAUUAUAAUAUAUUUAAAUGGAACAUUAAAAAAAUGUAUAACUAUUUAUAAAUUUAGUCAUAUUUAUAAAAUUUAAAAUUCAGUGAUAUAUUUAGCUAUUUUUUUUCUAAUUUUACUGCUACAAGGAUUGAUAGAUGACAGUAUAACUCGUAUUUCUUCUUCCAGUCUGAAAAGCUUUUACCUUGGUGUUAAUAUUUAAGUGUAUAGAAAGUUCAAAAUUAAAUUUACAAAUACAUGAAGUUGAAAAUUGCAGUAAAACUAUUUAUGCUUUUUCUGAUAUUUUGGAAACUCUGCUUUGAUUGAUAUCCAAAAUUCUUGAAGCUAAUUUUCAAUUAUUUAAAUUUAAUAAUACAAUCAGUAGAAAAUAAUAAUAGAUUUUGUAUGUAUGGUUUUAGUAAUUAAUUCUGCAACAUUAAAAUAUCCAAUUUGUGCUUAAUUGAAUACUGAGACUUUUUCUUAAAAUAUUUUACUUGUUUUGACAAUGUAGUUGUCAGUUAUAAUUCUGACCUUUUGAUUCAAGAUAAUCAUGGUUUGUACAUAGUUGUUGUUUACAUGGGACCAUUGAACCAUUCAAAAGCUUUUUACCACACACAACACACAAUAGAAUCAAUUAGGAAGUUUUAAUUGAAAUAGAUUUAUAUGAACAAUUAAUUUCAUUAUCAACGUAGGUUAUAUUUAAUAGGACCUUUUAAUAAUACACUUAUCCAUUUUAUUAUUAAAUAUAUUGUGUUUUGCA
Molecule: messenger RNA, 1769 nt
Organism: Rhopalosiphum maidis (corn leaf aphid)
Lineage: Eukaryota; Metazoa; Arthropoda; Insecta; Hemiptera; Aphididae
Product: transmembrane protein 134
Exons: 3
Coding region: 207-707 (166 amino acids)
Source: RefSeq, a predicted model, not a curated record